UUGCAGAACGAAGGAUAAAGAGUUUUAGAACACAACAAUUUUGAGGUUUGUCCCGAGUCGACUAUGAACUGAACGGCUGAAGCUGAACUGGUCGAGAUAAACGGCAUUCCCGCACUGGGUUUUCCCUCCUUGCUUGAGCUCGAAGUGUGAGGAUAUCCGGGGUCUAAUCUUACACCUGAAAAACCACAUUACUGAAGAUUCCUUUCCUACAUGUCAAUCCAUAACGAGAUAAAGGCUAUCAUCCUCAGGGCUUUGCCCAGUCUGACUGAGGAGAUUCGAGAACAUGUCAUCACUUCACUUGAACGCUCAGGUGUGGAAUCUAUAGAAGACCUCGUAUAUGUACAACAGGAAGAUCUCAAAGAUGUCCUGCCUAUUAUACAGCAAAGGAAACUUUUGGAGGCAUUCAAACUUGAAACUACAAAAGUCACACUUGAUCUCCAAAUAUUGCCAGAUGAGUCAACAGAUACAAGUAUGUCUUCACUCUCCAGUCCACAGCCUUGCACAUCUUCAAGCUCAAGCUCUUCACGAGCAUCAACACCUUGUACUUUAAGCAAGGCAAGCCAAUCACCCAACAUAUCCAGUAAGUGGUAUGAAAAUUUUGAGAUUCCUUGGGAUAAAAUGCCUGUGGAAGUGCAGUCAGCUAUUGCCAACAGCAAGCGCCCUGCUCCUGACAAGCGACGCCAGAUGAUACGUAUCCUAGCUGAUGAAAUCAGGAAAUGUGAGAAUAACCCCACACGCAAUGAAUGUCUCAUCAUCUGCCGCAACAUUGUUAAGCAUUUCCCCAACAGUUUUGCAGAUAUGACACCAAGCGGUGUCAUCAUUGGUAGUGGAUGUACUUCACUGCUUUGUCAAUUAAAAACAAGAAUUGAGAACAUGAACCGUGCAGGGACAAAGAACAGACUCCGAACUUCAAAAGUGCCUGGACAACAGCAUCAGAGGCCAAGUGAUUCUUAUGGAUGCACACAAUUUAACCCUGAACUGCCACCAGAAGAAACAUAUGAAACACUGGAGCAGAAGAGGCAACAGUUGGAGACCAUUUAUAGACAAGAAGGUAUUCGCAGUGGUGAGAAGGGGGAAGUGAUUAACCUUAUGAAAACAACAUUCUGUCUUCAGCGUAGACACAUAAAUCAGGCUCCAUCACCGUCCAUCGAAGAUAUGAGAAUCCAGUGGCCUUACCUUUUUACACAAAGAGGUAUCUUCAUUCACUUCGAGUUACUAACUGACAUUAACGUGUUACGUGUCUUGGACCUAUCCAUUAAGGAAUGUGGACAGGGAAUCAGGAAGUACCUGCAGACCAAAUCAAAGAACAAAGAUGUGCAGUCUAUCGUCACCCAGGAUGAAGAUGGAGAGUUGACUCUAAUACAGCUGCUGAUGGCCUACUUCGAUGAAGGGAUAGAGGGACUAAUACUCCGUGCUGAUAUAUCUGCCACGGCAGCAGAUGUUGAGAGCACUCUGACCAUCCCCGCCUCUCCACGACUGAUACUGCUGUUUGCCGGUGAUGAAGCCACAAUUGGAGGAUGGAUGAUCACCAUCGAAAAUCAUGUAAUCUGUGAAGGUGUCGACCAAAGCAUCAUCACAGGGCUAGCUGCAGUUUUCUCUACUUACUACAUCUUUAAUCUACAGUACCAAGAAGAAGCUUCAAGGACCCUGGAGUUUGUACAAAGGCGCUUCAUUGGUUUGAAUCCAGAGAGAGGGACAAAGGCCAGCCAGGUGAAGGUGAUCUCCAAAAAGACGGGGAAACUUGUCCAUAAAAAGACUGCAACUGUGAAUGUCCACGUAGCCAACCUGAUAAAAAAUCUUUUGGACUUUGAGUGGGGUUUUGUGCAGUAAUACAAAGCCAGUACAGCUGAUGUUCAACAUCCUGUUUCAGAGCUGAAGUCGCUGCUGUGCUCUGCAGUUGAGUGUUAAUGCAAAGUCAGUACAUUGUUCUGCAUUUGAGUGUUCAGUUGAAGUCAGUGCAGUAUUCUGCGAUUGAGUGUUAAUGCAAAGUCAGUACAUU
Messenger RNA from Carassius carassius (crucian carp), 1999 nucleotides. RefSeq lists its product as uncharacterized. The record is from RefSeq and is a predicted model, not a curated record. NCBI's taxonomy places the organism in Eukaryota, Metazoa, Chordata, Actinopteri, Cypriniformes, Cyprinidae. The transcript is spliced from 7 exons. The coding region runs from base 211 to 1830 and encodes 539 amino acids.